Molecule: messenger RNA, 1137 nt
Organism: Arachis stenosperma
Lineage: Eukaryota; Viridiplantae; Streptophyta; Magnoliopsida; Fabales; Fabaceae
Exons: 8
Coding region: 1-1137 (378 amino acids)
Source: RefSeq, a predicted model, not a curated record
AUGAAUGAUGUUCAAAACUCGGAGCCGGACGCCGAAGAGGCAGACCCGGAGGCAGAUGAGGUAGAUUCUUUUGACCAACAUGUUGAUAACCUUCUUGCUGCACAGGAUGCUCAGAAGCGCAAGGGACACAAGACCACAGAAUUUUGGGAUGUUAAAACAAUUGAAUCCGAUGGCACAAUCAAACAGGUCAAACUGAGUGUGAAGGAAGCUAUGAAGCCACCUAACGGAAGAAAGGAAAUGUUCCAUUUUGAAGAAGAUAGUAGAGGAAUUAUAAAAGGUAUAAUAUCCAAGAUGCUAGGAAGGGCUUGGAAGGAAACGAGGAACAGAUUAUACCAUCGCUACUAUGACGCAGAACUUUCACUUGCAGCAAAUAUUGAAAACCGCCCAGAUAGAAUUACUGCAGACCAUUGGAAAAGAUUUCUCGAUUAUCGCAACAGCAAAGAGACACAGGAUAAGUGUAAGAAAAAUGCCGAGAAUCGAUCAAAGCAGCUUUACACCCACACCGGUGGAUCGAAAAGCUUGGCAAGGCUCAGAGAAGAAGAGUCGGAACGACAAGGGAGGAUAGUUAGUAGAGGAGAGUUGUAUCUCUUAACGCACAAAAAAACCAAUGGCUCCUAUAUCCAUGAUGCAGCUCGCGCUAUUGGAGAAAGAAUUGAGGCUAUUGAGCAAGGCGAUGAAUCUUCUAGACUGUUAUCCCAGAAUGAUUCGCUUGCUCAAGCUCUCGGAAGAGAACGCCCGAGCAAUGGUUUUGAAAGGGAGGAGACCCAAAGAGUGCUGCUUGAACUACAAGCAGAGUUGGCAGCAGAGAAAUUGAAAAGGAAGGCAGUGGAGGAUGAAGUAGCAGCCGAGAAGACCAAAAGACAGGCAAUGGAGGAUGAAGUAGCAGCCGAGAAGACCAAAAGACAGGCAAUGGAGGAUGAAGUAGCAGCUGGGAAGGUCAGGAUGCAGGCAAUGGAGAGUGCUUUGAUAUGUCUACUUCAAGGGCAAGCGGCGGUUUCAAACCGCCGAACAUUUCGUGUCGAUCACAGAUUUCUAGAUCGCGGCGGUUUUAAACCGCCGCUAAACAUUGCGACGCUAAUCUUGGGUUUUGCGGCGGUUGUGCCAGCGGUUCUUGAAAACCGCCGCAAAAUCAUAUAA